AUGUCUAUUUAUGUUAUAUGUUUAACGACAAAUGGUGGAUUGCCGAUAUUGACUCGUAAAAAGGGGGACUGUGAAAAUCUGCCAUUCUCGACGAUGGCUUCCUUAAAUGGAUUUCACAUGUUCUUCAAGUCACUGGGUAUUAAUUUGCACAAGACGUACGCCGAGAACUGGAAGUAUUUGUGGAAGGACUUUAACAAUUCUAUUACAAUAAUAAUUUGCUCCGUAGGAAUUGAUGACUAUGUCCUCGACCUUUUGCCUGAAAUGGUAUAUGGAUCGUUCAGUUUAUUUAUCAGUCAGGAUGAAAUGGCUUAUCCUUCAUUUACCGAGCGCUUGAAAAAGGAAUCUAAGAACUACAUUCCCAUAUUAGAUGCUAUAUUGGAAGCCAGCAUAAGUCAAUUCCUUGGGUUUUCCAGCUGCCUCCUUUCGACUGAUAACACACAUGUUUUGCAGCGUUUGAACAGCGACAUCAGCUCUCAAUGUGGUUCUUUAUUUUGCUGCUUGCUUGUGGGUCAACGAAUUGCUGCGGCUACAGACGGUUGGUGGGAUUUAAAUAUCGUGGAUAGGCAAUUAUUAAUGUUCCUCUUGCAAACAUCCUGUUCAUUGCAAAAUGAUGUUGCAGUGUAUUUGCCGAAGAAAAGUCCAAACAUGGCGUACCGUUUCAUUACUAUUCCAGUUUCAUCCAACAUCGUUUUGGCAGUUAUUUGUGGAACAGAACCACCUUUAAAAAGCCUUGUGGAAUUGGCAGAUAAUGUCUUCAGAAGUGAAUUAGCGAUGCUACAAAAACUAGAAAGGUACAUUCCAUCUGGUUUAUCCGAAUGCAUUGAGCUUGACUCCAGUAUAAUCGCUAUUAUAAUAGCCAACUGCAGAACUAAGAAAUGCGUAUUUUCAUCGAAUAUUCAUCAUAGAACAUCGAAUAAACGGUUUAUGGGAGAUUUUCAAAGUAUUGAGUUGCUGAAAACAUUGUUUGGUCAAACAUUCACAAAUAUCGAGCUUUUGAAGAAUAAUUAUUCACAAAACAAUUUGCUUGAUCAAUAUUAUUGUUCUGAUAGCCACAAAUAUUACACAGAAACUGACGAAGAAGAUAAUAUAAUAGGUAUAUUGUUUAUUUCAUCUGUUCCGACGCAUACCAUGAAGCAUAUUGGCAAGAACUUGUUUUCCAAAAUACUAUCAGAAAAAUGCUUUUGCUGGUAA
Musca vetustissima is the source of this 1191-nucleotide messenger RNA. It is a transcript of the gene fy, whose product is annotated as protein fuzzy homolog. The transcript is spliced from 4 exons. Gene Ontology annotation, biological process: vesicle-mediated transport; non-motile cilium assembly. The coding region runs from base 1 to 1191 and encodes 396 amino acids. Lineage: Eukaryota; Metazoa; Arthropoda; Insecta; Diptera; Muscidae. The record is from RefSeq and is a predicted model, not a curated record.